CCAUAGUAACCGGUAGCAAUCGACGCCAUUGCGGCGAAAUUGAAUGCAAGCCUCGUAUUCGAGGAGCGUACGCGGUCUUCGAGUUCCGAGCGGAAUAAGAGCGCGUCGAUAACGCUUCGAUAUCAAACGGUUUUAGGCGAAUAAUCCCAACUAUAAGAGAAUAUCAGUGUUUGGAGGUUCAGCGAGAAGGAACAGCAGCUUCGCCGGAGGCUGGAAGUCCUUUUGAAGUGGUUGCAACGGUCCUUGGCAGUCCCUGGGCACCCAGGUGACCUCGUGCGAGGCCAGGGUACCUUCAAGCUGCUAGGACAACCCCACGGCCAGCAAACGCGUUUACACGCCCGACUCUCGCGAAGAUGAGUUCAGCAUCGACGGGAGGAACCGAGGGGUCUAGUCCAGCCUCUAGCCCUGCCUCGGCUACGAGUCUCACAAUGGCUGCUCCAAAGUACGGUACACUGGUACCGAAUCGCAUUUUUGUCGGUGGUAUCUCGGCUAACACCAGUGCAGACGAACUAACCGAACUGUUCUCUUCGUACGGCAAUGUGAAAGCUACCAAGAUAAUCGCGGACCGUGCAGGUGUUUCUAAAGGUUAUGGAUUUGUUACGUUUGAAACCGAAGAGGAAGCUAAAAGACUUCAACGAGAGUCCGAGUGCAUCGUGUUGAGAGAAAGAAAAUUGAAUAUCGCGCCUGCGAUUAAGAAGCAACCCUUCAAUAGAUCAUUCGACGGUGGUUCUGGAUCUCCACCCUCUGUGCCUACCAAUGCUUACUACUAUCCGAACGGUAUGGGGUUAGCAUACCAGAGCGGUAUGUUCUACAAUACGACGGCUCCAGCGCCAACGACGCCGAUCGCACCACCGACCGAUCCGGCAACUAUUUAUCAAACCACAGGAGUGUUUGGACCUCAAGCCGCUGGACAUCAAACGUUUGCUCCUGUGAUGUAUCCGUGUCCUGCUCCGUCUCUCUAUAUGCCCCAGCAGUAUCCGUAUUCACCUAUGCCGACAAAUGGUUUGAUGGGAGAAGCCAUACCACCGGCGUUUCUACCCAACCCUCAGCAAAUGCCUACUUACGUCCUUCUCGACGCUAUACAGUAUUGAGGUCUAAAGGUACAUGGUCUAUGCUA
Molecule: messenger RNA, 1117 nt
Organism: Nomia melanderi (Alkali bee)
Lineage: Eukaryota; Metazoa; Arthropoda; Insecta; Hymenoptera; Halictidae
Source: RefSeq, a predicted model, not a curated record